AUGGCUCAUUUGGAUGGCGUUGAUUACCGAACAGCACCUCUUUUUUUCGAUUUACCAACUCACACGCCAGGCCGCAGGACGGGCGCGGCAUCCGGCGAUUUCGCCACGCGGGAAUUAAAUAAAAACCGCCAUUUCGACCCCUCCGCCGGGGAUUUUACCCCCGGCGGGGCCGUGGGGAAGAGCGCGGGCCCUUCUGAGCCCACUUCGCCCCCGCUCAGCUCACGAAAAGCGCGAUUUCGCUCUUUUGUCGAAAACAAAUCGUUUUUGCUUCGCUGCGAGGCCAUGCAAAGGCGCGAGGAGGCGCGAAUGGCGGCCCUCCAACAUCAGGACGAAAGCCCCGAGGACGACCCGCCCCCGGUGGUUUUCGAUGCGAAUCCGCAAACGCCCCAGACCACCAAAGCCGCCCGCCUCCGCGCUGAAUGGAUCGCCCGACGGUUUAAUUCGAAGGAAACGGCGGAUGUUGGUGUUUCGAAAGCGAAAGAUCGCGAGAUCCUCCACCGCCCCGCCGCGGCGUCGGAGAAUCACCCGAAUGCGAGCCCCCCGCAGGCCCCGGCGGCGCGUCUAACGCGGUCCGCCAGGCUUUUCAAGGAAUACACCGCCCGGCGGAUUCUGGAGAAGGAGUCGGAGCGGGCCCGAAAGGCGGCGGAAAGCGAAAACGCGGGGGAUCUUUCGCAUUCCUCGAUCGGCAGCGGUCCCCCGUUGGGGGUUUUAGACCAUCGCACGCCCUGUUUGCCCCAUCGCCGCCUCGCCGAAGGGGAAAUUUCGCGGCCUUCGGACUACGGGUCGCCGCGGAGGAAUCGAGGCGAUUGUUCGCAAAACACCCCCCCGGCGGUGCCGAAUUCGGCCCCCAACGCCCCCGAUGCGGCCUCCGCGGGGGGCGGCGCUCCAACUUUGGGGUUUUUUGAUUCCCCCACGACCAUUUCGGAGGUUUUGGAAUCCCCCCCGGGCAUUUCGGGGCCAGCCGAGCCGCUUUUGACGGUGGCGCGGCGUUUGUUCGUCCGCGAUCCCCCCGCCCUGUCGGAUCAUUCGCCCGAAAGGCCCCCGAAUUCGUCUCGGGCCGCCUCCCAAGGCGAGGCGGCCCUCCAAAAUAGUCCGAAGGGGGUCCUUUCCCCAGGCGAGGCCGCGGAUCUUCGCGAUUUCGACAAAUCGAGCAGCUCCUCCGCCGAGGAAUGGCGGCGAAGUUUGAAGUUGGGCCCGGAGGACAUCUUCUUGGAGCUGUCCGGCGUCCCCGACUUCGGCCGGCCCCCGCCUUUCGCGCCGACGCCGUGGAGUUUUUCGCAGAGAUGGUUUAAUUCGCCGCCGCCAUCGCCCUCGCCGAUGGAGGCGCUUUCCUCGUAA
This is a messenger RNA of Phytomonas sp. Hart1, 1338 nucleotides long. The record is from the annotation of a GenBank genome assembly. Lineage: Eukaryota; Euglenozoa; Kinetoplastea; Trypanosomatida; Trypanosomatidae.